Messenger RNA from Mesoplodon densirostris (Blainville's beaked whale), 7146 nucleotides. RefSeq names its product Rho associated coiled-coil containing protein kinase 2 (gene ROCK2). The transcript has 33 exons. The coding region runs from base 480 to 4646 and encodes 1388 amino acids. Lineage: Eukaryota; Metazoa; Chordata; Mammalia; Artiodactyla; Ziphiidae. Gene Ontology annotation, molecular function: Rho-dependent protein serine/threonine kinase activity; small GTPase binding; ATP binding. The record is from RefSeq and is a predicted model, not a curated record. Gene Ontology annotation, cellular component: centrosome; cytoskeleton; cytoplasm. Gene Ontology annotation, biological process: peptidyl-threonine phosphorylation; regulation of actin cytoskeleton organization; embryonic morphogenesis.
CGCGCGGCCGUAGACAGGCGCCGCGCGGGAGUGUGUUAGGGGCGCGGGCUUGUGGGACUGAGGCUGCAGACGGCGGUCAUGGGAGCGGGCUGGCGGCGGCAGUAGUUGUCGGAGCCUGGGCUUCAGCUUCCCCGAGCCCCAGAGGGCGGGACAGUCCCGGCCCGGCGGUGGCGGCGCCACUUCCCCGCUCCCGCCCUCGGAGUCCUGGGGGAGCUCGCGGCGGAGGAGCGGACCGGGCGGCGCGAAUCUGACUGAGGGGCGGGGACGCCGUCUGUUCCUCGCCGUUCUCGGCCGGGCCGGACCGGCCUCUCCGACACCCCCAGGCCCCGGGGCGCUGAGACACGAAACCGGAGCUCGAGGCGGGCGGUGGGCCCGGGCGGAGCCCCGGCCGGAGCCGGCGGUUCGAGGGCGGCGCUAGGCCCCGAGGCGGCAGGGCCGGAGCGCGGGGAGCGGGGUGCGGGCCCGGCGGCGGCGGCGGCAUGAGCCGGCCCCCGCCGACGGGGAAGAUGCCCGGCGCCCCCGAGGCCGUGUCGGGGGACGGCGCGGGCGUGAGCCGCCAGAGGAAGCUGGAGGCGCUCAUCCGAGACCCUCGGUCGCCCAUCAACGUGGAGAGCUUGCUGGAUGGCUUAAAUUCCUUGGUCCUUGAUUUGGAUUUCCCUGCUUUGAGGAAAAACAAAAAUAUAGAUAAUUUCUUAAAUAGAUAUGAGAAAAUUGUGAAAAAGAUCAGAGGUCUACAGAUGAAGGCAGAAGACUAUGAUGUUGUAAAAGUUAUUGGAAGAGGUGCUUUUGGUGAAGUCCAGUUGGUUCGUCAUAAGGCAUCACAGAAAGUUUAUGCUAUGAAGCUUCUUAGUAAGUUUGAAAUGAUAAAAAGGUCAGAUUCUGCUUUUUUCUGGGAGGAACGAGAUAUUAUGGCCUUUGCCAACAGUCCCUGGGUGGUUCAGCUCUUUUGUGCCUUUCAAGAUGAUAAGUAUCUGUACAUGGUAAUGGAGUACAUGCCUGGUGGAGACCUUGUAAACCUUAUGAGUAACUAUGAUGUACCUGAAAAAUGGGCCAAAUUUUAUACUGCUGAAGUUGUUCUUGCUUUGGAUGCCAUACACUCCAUGGGUUUAAUUCACAGAGAUGUGAAGCCUGACAACAUGCUCUUGGAUAAACAUGGACAUCUAAAAUUAGCAGAUUUUGGCACAUGUAUGAAGAUGGAUGAAACAGGCAUGGUGCAUUGUGAUACAGCAGUUGGAACACCUGAUUAUAUAUCACCUGAGGUCCUGAAAUCACAAGGGGGUGAUGGUUACUAUGGGCGAGAAUGUGAUUGGUGGUCUGUGGGUGUUUUCCUUUUUGAGAUGCUGGUGGGGGAUACUCCAUUUUAUGCAGAUUCACUGGUAGGAACAUAUAGCAAAAUUAUGGAUCAUAAAAACUCACUAUGUUUCCCUGAAGAUGCAGAAAUUUCUAAACAUGCGAAGAAUCUCAUCUGUGCCUUCUUAACAGAUAGGGAGGUACGACUUGGAAGAAAUGGGGUAGAAGAAAUCAAACAACAUCCUUUCUUUAAGAAUGAUCAGUGGAAUUGGGAUAACAUAAGAGAGACGGCAGCUCCUGUGGUACCUGAACUCAGCAGUGACAUAGACAGCAGCAAUUUUGAUGACAUUGAAGAUGAUAAAGGAGAUGUAGAAACCUUCCCAAUUCCUAAAGCUUUUGUGGGAAAUCAGCUGCCUUUUAUAGGAUUUACCUACUAUAGAGAAAAUUUGUUAUUAAGUGACUCUCCAUCUUGUAAAGAAAAUGAUAUGAUACAAUCAAGGAAAAACGAAGAGAGUCAAGAGAUUCAGAAAAAACUAUACACAUUAGAAGAACACCUUAGCAGUGAGAUACAAGCCAAAGAGGAACUAGAGCACAAGUGCAAAUCUGUUAAUACUCGCCUAGAGAAAGUAGCAAAGGAGCUAGAAGAAGAGAUUACCUUAAGGAAAAAUGUGGAAUCAGCAUUAAGACAAUUAGAAAGAGAAAAGGCACUUCUUCAGCACAAAAAUGCAGAAUAUCAGCGGAAAGCUGAUCAAGAAGCAGACAAGAAGCGAAAUUUGGAGAAUGAUGUUAACAGUUUAAAAGAUCAACUUGAAGAUUUGAAAAAAAGAAAUCAGAACUCUCAAAUAUCCACUGAGAAAGUGAAUCAACUCCAGAGACAACUGGAUGAAACCAAUACUUUGCUGCGAACAGAAUCUGAUACUGCAGCCCGGUUAAGGAAAACCCAGGCAGAAAAUUCAAAACAGAUUCAACAGCUGGAAUCUAACAAUAGAGAUCUGCAAGAUAAAAAUUGUCUGCUGGAGACUGCCAAGUUAAAACUUGAAAAGGAAUUUAUCAAUCUUCAGUCAGUUCUAGAAUCUGAAAGGAGGGACCGAACCCAUGGAUCAGAGAUUAUUAAUGAUUUACAAGGUAGAAUAUCUGGCCUAGAAGAAGAUUUAAAGAAUGGCAAAAUCUUAUUAGCAAAAGUAGAGAUUGAGAAGAGACAACUACAGGAGAGAUUUACUGAUUUGGAAAAGGAGAAGAACAACAUGGAAAUAGAUAUGACAUACCAACUAAAAGUUAUACAGCAGAGCUUAGAACAAGAAGAGGCUGAACAUAAGGCUACAAAAGCACGGCUGGCAGAUAAAAAUAAGAUUUAUGAAUCCAUUGAAGAAGCUAAAUCAGAAGCCAUGAAAGAAAUGGAGAAAAAGCUCUUGGAGGAAAGAACUUUAAAACAGAAAGUAGAGAACUUGUUGCUGGAGGCUGAGAAAAGAUGCUCUAUAUUAGACUGUGACCUCAAACAGUCACAGCAGAAAAUAAACGAACUCCUCAAACAGAAAGAUGUGCUAAAUGAGGAUGUUAGAAACUUGACAUUAAAAAUAGAGCAGGAAACUCAGAAGCGCUGCCUUACACAAAAUGACUUGAAGAUGCAAACACAGCAAGUUAACACACUAAAAAUGUCAGAAAAGCAGUUGAAGCAAGAGAAUAAUCAUCUCCUAGAAAUGAAAAUGAGCUUGGAAAAACAGAAUGCUGAACUUCGAAAAGAACGUCAGGAUGCAGAUGGGCAAAUGAAAGAGCUCCAAGAUCAGCUUGAAGCAGAGCAGUAUUUCUCAACCCUCUAUAAAACACAGGUUAGGGAACUUAAAGAAGAAUGUGAAGAAAAGACCAAACUUUGUAAAGAAUUACAGCAGAAGAAACAGGAAUUACAGGAUGAAAGGGACUCCUUGGCUGCUCAACUGGAGAUUACCUUAACCAAAGCAGAUUCUGAGCAGCUGGCUCGCUCAAUUGCUGAAGAACAAUAUUCUGAUUUGGAAAAAGAGAAAAUCAUGAAAGAGCUGGAGAUCAAAGAGAUGAUGGCUAGACACAAACAGGAACUCACUGAAAAAGAUGCUACAAUUGCGUCUCUCGAAGAAACUAAUAGGACACUGACUAGUGAUGUUGCCAAUCUUGCAAAUGAGAAAGAAGAAUUAAAUAACAAAUGGAAAGAUGCCCAAGAGCAACUAUCAAGGUUGAAGGAUGAAGAGAUAAGUGCCGCAGCUAUUAAAGCACAGUUUGAGAAGCAACUGUUAACAGAGAGAACACUCAAAACUCAAGCUGUGAAUAAAUUGGCUGAGAUCAUGAAUCGGAAAGAACCUGUCAAGCGUGGUAGUGACACAGAUGUGCGGAGAAAAGAAAAGGAGAAUAGAAAGCUACAUAUGGAGCUUAAAUCUGAACGUGAAAAACUGACUCAGCAGAUGAUCAAGUAUCAGAAAGAACUGAAUGAAAUGCAGGCUCAAAUAGCUGAAGAGAGUCAGAUUCGAAUUGAACUACAGAUGACACUGGACAGUAAAGACAGUGACAUUGAGCAGUUGCGGUCCCAGCUCCAGGCCUUGCAUAUUGGUCUGGAUAGUUCCAGUAUAGGCAGUGGACCAGGGGAUGCUGAAGCAGAUGAUGGGUUUCCAGAAUCAAGACUAGAAGGAUGGCUUUCAUUGCCUGUGCGAAACAACACUAAGAAAUUUGGAUGGGUUAAAAAGUAUGUGAUUGUAAGCAGUAAGAAGAUCCUUUUCUAUGACAGUGAACAGGAUAAAGAACAAUCGAAUCCUUACAUGGUUUUAGAUAUAGACAAGUUAUUUCAUGUCCGACCAGUUACACAGACAGAUGUAUAUAGAGCAGAUGCUAAAGAAAUUCCAAGGAUAUUCCAGAUCCUGUAUGCCAAUGAAGGGGAAAGUAAGAAGGAACAAGAAUUUCCAGUGGAGCCGGUGGGAGAAAAGUCAAAUUACAUUUGCCACAAGGGACAUGAAUUUAUUCCUACUCUGUAUCAUUUCCCAACCAAUUGCGAGGCAUGUAUGAAGCCACUGUGGCACAUGUUUAAACCUCCCCCUGCCUUAGAGUGCCGUCGCUGUCACAUUAAAUGUCACAAAGAUCACAUGGAUAAAAAGGAGGAACUCAUAGCACCUUGCAAAGUCUAUUACGACAUUUCAUCGGCAAAGAAUCUGUUGUUAUUAGCAAACUCUACAGAAGAGCAGCAGAAGUGGGUUAGUCGGUUAGUGAAAAAGAUACCUAAAAAGCCUCCAGCUCCAGACCCUUUUGCACGGUCAUCUCCUAGAACUUCAAUGAAAAUACAACAAAACCAGUCUAUUAGGCGGCCAAGUCGACAGCUUGCCCCAAACAAACCAAGCUAACUGCCUUCUAUGAAUGCAGUCAUUAUUCAAGGUGAUCAUAUUCUUACAGUUGAAACAAGACUGAAAUAUGAUGGCCCAAAAUUUAUUAAAAAGCUAUAUUUUCCUGAGAGACCGAUACACACAUAUAUGUUCCCUUUAUUCUGCAAUAUAAAUUCUAAAUGUUGGAUAGAUUUUUCUGGGCUCCUUUGGAGCAACAAGUUGAACCAACAGUGAUUGGUUAAUAGAGUAAGAAUAUCAUGUGAAACUCUUCCAGACUUGUUCCAUAAAGCUCUCUUAGCAUCACUCACACUACAUUGAAUAAAAGGAUUGAGAAGAGUUAAAGAAAUCAUCUUUUCAGCUUCAGCAGAGAGAUUUCACCAGCACAUUUGCCAGAAGAAUCUGGGAAUGGAUUCCACUACAGUGAUAUAGACUGCAUCUUUAAGAAGUGACCAUUAUACUGUGUGUGUGUGUGUGUGUGUAUGUAUAUAUACACAUGCGCGCGCGCACACACACAUCUAUAUAGUACUGUAAUACUGCAAGAGGGUUUUUUUAACUUCCCACUUUAUUUUUUUAUAAACAUUAAUCAGAUAUCAUUACUUACUGCAGUUGCAACUAUGCAUUUGUAUAAAGCCAUAAUGGAGUUUAUAUCACUCAUUUGUGUGUACCUGAUGGAAACUGCAUGUUCAUGUUUAAGCAGUUACUGUAACAAGAAGUUUGAAGUUAAUUAUAUCACUUUCCUAAUGCUUCAUAAUAGGCAACUUUACCCAUUUUGAAUGCCUUAAUUUAAUUUUUUUCAAAAUCUCCACCCUUUUCUGUAUUUAAAAAAAAAAAAAAAGAACAAGUGUUUACCAGCUCUUAGGAUGCAAAUUUGCUUUGCAGAAGAAAAAUAGUGCACUAUUUUUACACAUAAUAGUUAUCAAUGUCAGCCUAUUUUGAUUGUAUAAGAGAAUUUUUUUUUAAGUAUUGGUGAUAGAAACAGUAAUGGAUAGUAUUGGAACUAAUAUAUCUUUUAUGUAUAUCUAUUAUUCAUCCAACCCUUUUUACAGACCUCAGUAUUAGUGUGUGACUAUGAAAUGUUUUCUUUUAAUUUCCUGGCUACCCUAGGUAUGUUUUUAUUUCUGAUAAAGAUAUUUGUGACUAUUUUUACAUUUUCACACUCAAGAUUCAAAAAUUAUCUCAAAUACAAAGAAAACUAAGACAUACUGUAGAUAUAUUUUAAAUAUUUAAAUGUGAUCCCUUAAACACACAACUGUGUAUGGCAAUAUUUCAGUAUUGGGUUAAGAAAACUGGUGACUGGGAAGAAGUUGCCUCAAAGGCACUUAACUUGAUUUUUAUUUUUUUAAAUGCUGUUAAAGUUAACAGUUUAUGCAGGACUAUUCCUGCUUUAUUUCUCAUUAUCCCAGAAAAGGGUAUGUUUUAUACUGCUACAGUGUACAUCAGUAAGAAUCAAGUUUAAAAAAAUUAUGUAGGGCUUCCCUGGUGGCGCAGUGUUUGAGAGUCCGCCUGCCGAUGCAGGGGACGCGGGUUCAUGCCCCGGUCCGGGAAGAUCUCACGUGCCGCGGAGCGGCUGGGUCCGUGAGCCAUGGCCGCUGAGCCUGCGCGUCCGGAGCCUGUGCUCCGCAACGUGAGAGGCCACAGCAGUGAGAGGCCCGUGUACCGCAAAAAAAACCCCAAAAAACAAAACAAACAAAAAAAUUAUGUAGUCUUUUAUCAGUCUUUCUUUAUAUACAUACACAUACGCAGAGUUUGGUGUGAUAUUGAAAUACAUCAUCUAAUAUUUCUAUGAAGGAAGUAGACAUUUUUCAUUGAUUCCUUCCGGGAUCAGUGUAGGGUGUUUAAAGAGUUAGAUCCCCAAUUAUAGAUACUAUUGUGGAAAUUGAAGAGUGGCCUUUGGCUACUGAUGUUUUGAAACUGAAUCUUGUUAUUACAUUAUCCAGGCUGCACUCUUUCAUGCUGUCUGUGCUAAAACUAGAUAUGCAUGCCAUUUCCCUUGCAGGUAUGUUCUGGUUUGGGGGCACAGCUCUUUCUUUCUUUUUUUUUAAGUAAGAUUAAAAAAUGAAAAAUAUAUAAAAUUUAUAUAGAAUAAAUAUUUCCAUUCAUUAGACUUGUUAAAAGGAGACUGAAUUAAUAUUUUAUAUAAAGAUUUUGUUACACUAUGGGAGGCUCUAUCAUAUUAUUCUGAAUUGGAGAGUAUAUAUAUAUAUAUAUAUAUAUAUUUUUAAUAAACUUUAUUAAGGUGAAAUAAUUUGAAGUUUACACAUGAGUAAUUGAAAUAUUUGAGUAAAAAUGGCAAAAGUUUAAAUUUUGAAUGCUGUAUAUAUUAAAGAAUAUGGAGAAUCAUGGUGUGAUGCAACUAUACGAGGAAAAUUAAUGUGAAGUUUUUUGGGGGGGAAAAAGAUAUCCUAAGGGGCGAAAAAAAUCUCUCCAUGAAGAUUCUUCACAUUAUAUGGUUUGACAUAAGGAUUUAUAAGGUUGUUUGUUCAACUAAUGGAAAUGUGCUUAAUAAAAAAUUCUGACCUUG